This is a messenger RNA of Cyclocybe aegerita, 3000 nucleotides long. The record is from the annotation of a GenBank genome assembly. Lineage: Eukaryota; Fungi; Basidiomycota; Agaricomycetes; Agaricales; Hemipholiotaceae.
AUGAUCGGAGUGCAAAGCCCGUCCACAACAACCCUCUCCCUAGCACCUCCAUCUCUGCUGCCGGGAGAGUGCCAUGAAGGGGUAUCGGAGUUGCAUAAGGAGUUUAUCGGUUUAUUGGAUGGCCGGCGGUUUUUCUCAUUUCCUGGCGUUAGGUUCCAUGCCAUCGCGGUCGACAGCGGCGUCCUAUGGCUGAACAAAGCCCAGCAAGCGGAUGUCAUGCUCAACAAGGACCUUGGGGUCAACUUGACCAUCAUCGACGCCUCCGAGUCGUUCUGGCCUGGCUUAGCAGGAACGGAGGAUCCGGAGCAAAAGCGAAAGACAAUUCGCGAUGCAUCCGUCGACGUUUUCGAGGCUGAGGCUGCCAAAAUCGAGGCCGCGGCUGCGGAGGAGGAGAAGAAGGUCGCUGAAGCGAAAGAUGAAGUCCGUGCUCUUGGCCGUCUUCUUUCAACUCCCGCACAAUUGGUUGGACGUCAUCCUUUCCCUGGUCCAGGACUUGCGAUUCGUAUCCUCGGUCCUGUCACUCGCGAUCAAGUCAAGAUCCUACAGUUGGCAGACGACAUCUACAUCGAGGAAAUCCGAAAAGCCGGACUUUAUGACCAGAUCGCGCAGGCAUUCGCAGUGCUCCUACCUGUGAAGGCCGUGGGUGUUAUGGGAGAUCAAAGGAUGUAUGAUCGCAGGUAUUCCGAAGUUCUUCCGUUACAUCUCCUCAUCCAAGAGAACAAGAUUCCGGAAUUUGACAAUCUAUACCUAGAUUUCAAUGGAAUCAUUCAUAACUGCUCUCAUCCCAAUGACGAGGACGCCCAUUUCCGGCUCUCAGAGGAACGGAUAUUUACGUCCAUCUUUGCCUACGUCGACCACUUAUUCGGGAAGAUAAAGCCCAAGAAACUCUUUUUCAUGGCAGUGGAUGGUGUUGCUCCUCGCGCAAAGAUGAAUCAACGACGGAGUCGACGAUUCAGGACGGCAAAGGAAGCCAGGGAGAUCCGGGAGAAAGCAGAGGCUAAGGGAGAGAAGCUGCCGGAAGAGAAGGCUUUUGACAGCAAUUGUAUCGCACCAGGGACCCCAUUCAUGGCUCGACUCUCUGAGCAAUUGCGCUACUUCAUCAACGAGAAGACUAUGGAAGACUCCAAUUGGCGUGACAUCGAAGUCGUUCUUUCUGGCCACGAAGUCCCAGGAGAAGGCGAACACAAGAUCGUGGAAUUCCUUCGUUUAUCGCGUGCACAACCCGACUACAACCCGAACGUGCGACGCCGUCUUUACGGGCUCGACGCUGAUUUGAUCAUGCUGGGUCUGUUGAACCCCGACCCUCGUUUCUGCCCGUUGCGAGAGGAAGUCAAGCUCGGCCCUUCUUCAAGGAAGAAAGGCAAUACGAGGCAAGCCCAUGGCAGCUAUGCUCGUCAAAUAACUCACAUUUUAACAGCCUUGAAUCGAUCAAUUUUUAUCUGCUACAUCUUUGCCUCCUACGGGAACAUCUGGACCUGGAGUUCCGCGAGAUUGCGAGCACAAUCUCGAAAGAGUCAUCGGCGAUUUUAUUCCGCCGCCGGUAAUGGGUUGGAGAGGUUGUUUGACGUGUGCAAGAAGGUCCUUCCUGGGAUGGAUAUGACAGCUUACCUGAUCCGGCUUCAGCUGGUGCUCAACGAGAUGGCACAGGUGCCCGCAGGGAUUGCAGAGAAACCGUCAUCGCCAGCAGUAGAACCGGAGACCAAAGCACCCGAGGAGGUUCAAGGGAAACGCGAGCCUACGAGGGUCGAGGAGCCAACUCAAGAGCCCUGGCAAAAGUUGAAGUGGAGGCGCACGAAACACACCGGCGCAGCCCCUGCCGAAGUCGAAGCACCCGAGGCCACGCCUGCUAUCGUCGUCUCUUCUGACGAUUCUACUCCCGUGGUUGUCCACAAUUCGCCUGUUGCGGAAGCGCCGCCAGCUCCUCCCGUUCAGAACCGGUCAAGCCAGAAAUUGAAGCUGAGAAGGUCGUCAGCUUGCCCUCAACCUCUGCAGAACCGAUCGUCACUGAACCGGUCCACUCUGAGCCGGCCGUUGCAAAGCCGGCCCUUGUUGAAGUUCGGCCGACGGUCAUCGACGUCAUUCCAUCGAUCAUCCGAACGGUCUCCCACCAAUCCAGUGCCCGUGACGACCGAGGCAAAGGAAGUACCUCUCCCAAAUGCAGAACCACUUCCGAAGAUGGAGGCGGUGCCCGUGCCUCCAGUCAUUGUGUGGCCUGCAUCUGCGGAACCUUCCGAAGAAACGCCCCUCCAGCCUCUCGAAAGCAAAACACCGCCUACAGUCGUUGAGCCAGCGAAAGAUCAGCCUGCUGAGCAAACUGUUGCCGCCCAAAAUCGGUCUAACGCAUCACUUCCUCCUGACAUCGUCGUAAGUAAAGAGUCGACAGAAGGUAAAGCGUAUUCGGAUGAAAAGGCAGAUGCUGUUGGACGCAACAAGGCUGCCCUGACGCUGGGUGCUGAACGGCUGGCAGACGAGUCGUUGAUGUUGCCACCUAUGGCCACAGGCAACAUGGCGGCGAUGUCGUUGACUGAUGUCCUCAGCAAUUACUUUCCUCCGAUGUCGCCUGAAGCUGCCCUCGCGUACGACAUCCCAGAAACCCCGCCUCCUGCCAAGGCAGCGGCGGUCAAAAUUCCUGAUCCUCGCUCGUUCCUCUCUCCUCCUCCCAGUGGUUUCCUAUCCGGAGUACCUUCCUCUGGCAACCCGCCCUUCAGGUCGAUUGGUUCGCGUCCAAUGAGUAUGAUUGAAACGAGCCCUGGCCAGGUAGCUCGGGAGCUCAGGAUGACGCCUGCAAUGAGUCGCGGUGUGCCCAUGCUCCUCCCUCCAAGCAGCUCGCAACCACGCAAGUCAGACUUCGCCUACUUCCCUCUUAUGCCACCUGACGCCGAGGUGACGGAAUUUGGCUCUGUCAUCCUCAACUCGGAGCGUCGACGUCAUGGAUCAGAACCUGAUCUAACCAAUCUGAGCACGAAACCUGCGCCGUUCAAGUGCUGUUGUGCACGGUAA